UAAAAUAUUUGCAUCAAGUACAACAGCCUGACAGCCAACAUAAUUGGAAUUUUAUCAUUGAAAUAUUUAUUGAUCUGUGUAUUUUUGUUUGAUAAUUGAAGUAUUUGUUCUCUAAUGAUUAUUAAUUACCAAAUGAGGAAUAUUUUAGUUAAACAUAUACAUUUUAUGCUCGUGACCUCUGUGCAAACAUGGAUCAACACGAAGCACCUCAAUGCAGCCGUGAACCAGAUAAUGAUCCACAAGCAACAGAUGAAACAAAAGCGCUGAGUUCCGAUGAACUUGUACAACCGCCAACAACAGAUUCUCACACUCCCGAACCACCCAAAUCAUUUAGUAUAACAUCAAAUUUUUCCUAUAUAGCAAGCGAUACAUCAAGAAAUAGCAAUUUAUUAGCGUUACUACGUCCAUCUUUGCAAGCUAUCACGUCGGCAUCGACUACUACGACAACAAAACCGUUACCACUGACCAAACCCCAGACCUUAUUUCUCCAAGCGCUGUCUAAAUUAAACGAAAGCUCAAUAAGUAUCGCUAUUAUAAACCAUAUAAUGUCCACGCAGCCGUCUGUGACUAGUAAAAUCAUAAAUACAGAAAAGAAAGCUGCGUAUUUAUCACCACCCGAUUCUUUGACUAGCGCGCCACCGUCGUAUUCAUUUGUAUUGAGACAGAUGGCCGCACGGCGGCGACCCCGUUUAAUGGGAACUUUUAUACCGUCUCCGUCUUUCGUUCAACAUACUCCACCGCCAACUUACGCAACCGCAUUUGAUAUUUAUGUCGAUAAUUCUAUACCCCCACCUCCACCCAGAACCUAUAGCUUAGGUUUCGCGUCAAUGCCUGUUCUAUGCCCUGAAUGUGGUUUUACAGGUAUGACUAUAACGAGAACUAAAAUUACAUUGUGUACACAUAUGUGUGCGUUUAUGUUAUGUUUAUUCUGCUGUUGGAUAUGUGUCCCAUUACCUUACGUUUUAAGAUCAUGCAAAGAUGUAUACCAUUAUUGCGCAAACUGUCGUAAUUAUUUAGGAAUGUAUUGCCCUACAAAUCCAGAAAAUAGUAAUUAUCGGUGACAACAGCUUAUUUAUGUGUUUUGAUAUUUAAUUUUGUAUUGUUUAUUGUGUGUAACCCUUCGAAAUAAAACGUUUUCUGGAAAAUCUUA
This is a messenger RNA of Manduca sexta (tobacco hornworm), 1150 nucleotides long. RefSeq lists its product as uncharacterized. The transcript is spliced from 2 exons. Gene Ontology annotation, molecular function: zinc ion binding. The coding region runs from base 189 to 1061 and encodes 290 amino acids. Lineage: Eukaryota; Metazoa; Arthropoda; Insecta; Lepidoptera; Sphingidae. The record is from RefSeq and is a predicted model, not a curated record.